AUGGCAGCGGGAUUGAAUCAAGGCCGGAAAUCAGCGCUUUUAAUAGGCAUCGACAUAUACAACGACACUAAAACUAACUUACCCAACCUGCACGGUUCCGUCACCGAUGUGGCUACCACGGAGAAAUUCCUCACUGAAGUUGCCGGCAUCUCCAACAUUACCAAGCUCACCUCCCCGCCGGAUCCAUCCAAUGACCUCCUCCCAACCUUCGACAACGUCACAUCAAAAUUCCAGGCUCUCGCCGAUGACGCUCGCCCCGGGGACUUCAUCUACAUUCACUACUCGGGCCAUGGCACUCGUCUGGCAACUGUCUUUGAGGAUCUCAAGCGCGAUACCACUCCCUUUGACGAGACUCUAGUCCUUGCCCGCAGCGACGGCAAGCUUGAUCACCUUCGUGACGUCGAGGUUGCCUUUCUGUUGAAGCAGAUAGCCGACAAGGGCGCGACGGUCACCUUCGUGCUCGACUGUUGCCACUCAGGCGGGGCCAUGCGGGGAGCCGACGACGAGGACAGCGGGGUGCGAGGGUCUGAAGAUAUCCCGAAAGAGAGCUUCUUUUAUUUCGACCGAAAGCCCAUCCAGUCUGUGGAGGAUCUGAAAGAUGCCUGGCGCUCGCCACCGGACGGCGUUGACAACGCGGGCCGCGGUGGAAACGUGGAAGAGCACUGGAUGACGUCGUCCGAGGGGAUCAACUUUCUCGCUGCGUGCCAGCCGGACCAGAAGGCGCAGGAGGUGCCAUUCAGGGCGACUGUGAAGAAAGGGCUGUUCAGUGAUUGCCUAGACCGCGUCCUCAAAGACCAUAGAGGGCCAGAUCGCCUGCGCCAGCUGAGCUGCGAGGUCGUUUCCAACCUCGUCGCACAGAAGCUCAAGACCCACGAGUUGAAGAGUAGAACACAAGAGCAGCAGCCUGUGUUCGGGGGCCGGGGCGACUGCCACAUAUUUGGUGUUGAGAGCGUGGUGCAGCACAUUGUGGUCGUCACUAGCGUUGGGGAGCUGUCGAGCGGGAAGCUUAAGGUGGGACUGACAGCUGGCGUGGCCCACGGCGUCUUAGAGGAUGAUGUCUUCGCCAUCUACCCUAGAGAUAGACAGCUUGACAGCCUUGCUGACUACACCGGGCCGAUAGCUACCUGCACCGUGACUGCCGUGGAGAGUUUCACCUGCACAGCCCACAUCCAAUCGAAGGUUACUGACCUCAAGCAGAAGGAGGGCGUCCAACCCGGCUGCCAGGCUGUCAGUCUGCGCAGCAUUUUGAAGGAUCACGUUCUGCAGCCUAAGGGGGCCUGGGUGUCGGCUACGGAUGACAGCGCUGAGCCAGUGGCCCAGAAAGUCCGGGAUUGCAUCAGCCGGAGCAGCUUUGUCGAGCUCAAAGACGACGGUGAUUCCUUCUUCAAGGUGCUGGUGCAAAAAGAUGGCACUUUCACCAUCUCUUUCACCCCAAACCAAGUUGAAGCCAAGGUCGAAGACAAAGGGAAGCCCGAAGAUGUGCUCUCCCACUUAGUCCACCUAAGCAUCUUCUACAACAUUUUCAAUCUCGCAGAAGACAACGCGGCGCAGCAAGGACAAGGCCUGACUGUCAGUAAACUCGGCUAUCUCGAUCAGGGCGUCAAGCCCCCUCCCCCGCGGCAAUUCAAACUGGGUGAAACCUCUUCGCUACUCAAGGAUCUCAAACUGUUCCCAAAAGACUCAAUCGACAUGGUUACAGGCCAGGUUCUAGUGAUCGAGGUAAGAAAUACGUCGCUGGAUAACGUUUACGUCGAGAUCCUGGACCUGGAGCCGUCGUGGCGGGUGUUACGGGCGUACCCAAUGCCGAAGAGGCAGCCGAUCCUGACGACGCGAGGCCAGGGAACACUCUUCUUCAUCAAGAUGUCACCAUCGGAAGGGGUAGAAGGCGCGGUCCAGCCCGACACGUUCGACCGGUUUGUUGUCCUGACGACAACAGAGGGCCGCCUUAAUUUCCGUAGGGACGUCCUUCCGCCGCUGAAGCUUGUUGGGCAACAAGGACCUGGAAUUGAUAGCAAGAAGCCGGGUGUACUAGAGCCUGCUGAUGGGAAUGGUGAUCGGGCUGGGAAUGGGGUUGACGAGCCGCUGUGGUUUGUACAGAAGCUGGAUGUGCGGGUGGUCGCGGAGGAAUGA
Messenger RNA from Colletotrichum scovillei, 2130 nucleotides. RefSeq lists its product as uncharacterized. Bases 1 to 2130 code for a protein of 709 amino acids. Gene Ontology annotation, biological process: proteolysis. Lineage: Eukaryota; Fungi; Ascomycota; Sordariomycetes; Glomerellales; Glomerellaceae. Gene Ontology annotation, molecular function: cysteine-type endopeptidase activity. The record is from RefSeq and is a predicted model, not a curated record. The transcript has a single exon.